Molecule: messenger RNA, 774 nt
Organism: Stereum hirsutum FP-91666 SS1
Lineage: Eukaryota; Fungi; Basidiomycota; Agaricomycetes; Russulales; Stereaceae
Exons: 2
Coding region: 1-774 (257 amino acids)
Source: RefSeq, a predicted model, not a curated record
AUGUUCGGCUCAUCUACCAGCACCGUUGCCCUCUCUGCCCUCCUCUCCCUUGCUGCCGUUCAGCUCGUCCAUGCGGACCCUACCCCCUCGGAACCAGCGCCCGGAAAUGUUUACACAGAGGGCGAAACUUGCCAUGUCGCUUGGGAGGCUGACACGACUGGCGAGUGGACGUCGAUGAAUAUCGAGUUGAUGACGGGUCCCAAUGACCCCAUGGUCUUCCUUACCACCGUCGCCACCGUCGAUGCGACGGGCGACACCACCAGCUUCGACUUCACCUGCCCCACGGUGUCGUUGCACUCCGCUGUCUACUUCUACCAGUUCACCUCCUCUGCCUCCUCCAACGUCACAUGGACCGGUCGUUUCACCAUCACCGACAGCACUGGCACUACCGUCGACCCACCUAACAGCACCGUCAUCGAUGGUUCGACGAUUGAGUGGGGUACCGGUGCCCUGACGGAUGCGUCGCAGUUCACGGCCCAGCCAACGUAUAUGUCGGCUGCAACGGUGGCGAUUGAGACGGCCAGCGGCGACGCGUCCAGCGCUGCGACUUCCUCGACCGCGGCUGCGACAUCUGCUACUGCUACUACCAGUGCGACAGGAAGCAAGAGGACCACUGCGACGUCGACUGCGAGUUCCUCCGCUGCGACCUCGAGCAAGUCGUCAUCGUCGAACAACGCGAGUUCGGAGUCGACGAGCGGAGCUGUGGAGGUGCGCAAGGUCCAGAUGGCGUUGGGUAUGGUUGCGGUGUUGGGAAGUGUUGCGGCUUUCCUCUGA